GCAGCGGCUGCAGGCCGCGGGCCGGGGCUGCAGCGGGGCGCGGGGCUCGGCCCGGCCACCGGCGCCCGCGGCGGGAUCGGGAGGCGCGGUGGCGCGGAGCCUUUGUCAGCGGCAGGGACGGCUCUGGUGCUGCAGGACUUCUCAGAGCCUUUAACACGUGCAUUAUUCUGCUGUGAUUUCCCUACUGUUCCUGACCUCUGAAUGUCUCCAUUCUCCGACGAACACUGAGGACGGCGGCACCAGUCUGAGCUGGACUCUGAUGGCUUCCUCGAACCCUCCUCCACAGCCUGCCAUAGAAGAUCCACUGGCUCCCAGAGCCCCAGGCCCCUCCCCGGAGGUGGAGGAGGACUCCGGAGAAGCCUUUGAGUUUGAUGACAGUGAUGAUGAAGAGGGCACCAGCGCAGACGUGGUGGCUCCUGGCCUUGCCCCGGAGAGGGAUACAGAGCCCUCACUGAUCUGCUUCGACCCUGUCCCCGGCCCAGACCUGGACCCAGCCGCUGUACCGCCCCAGACAGAGGCGCCCGCUGUGGUCAGCAAUGGGGAUGCUGUGGGCGCAGCUUUCUCUGGGGUUCGGCGCUCCAGCUGGAAGCGGAAGAGCUCACGUCGCAUUGACCGAUUCACUUUCCCCGCCCUGGAUGAAGAUGUGAUUUAUGACGACGUCCCCUGUGAGAGCCCAGACACCCAUCAGCCCGGGGCAGAGCGGGGCCUACUUUACGAAGAUGUACAUCGUGCUGGAGCACCGCGUGAGGCUGAGGACCUAGGCUGGAGCUCCAGCGAGUUUGAGAGCUACAGUGAGGACUCAGGGGAGGAGGCCAAGCCAGAGGCAGAGCCCACCAAGCACCGGGGAUCCUUCCAGCCCAAGCUUUCUCCAGACCUGACUAGGCUAAAGGAGAGAUACGUCAGGACUAAGAGAGACAUCUUGGCUUUGAGAGUUGGGGGUAGAGACAUGCAGGAGCUGAAGCUCAAGUACGAUUGUAAGAUGACCCAGCUCAUGAAGGCCGCCAAGAGCGGGACCAGGGAUGGGCUGGAGAAGACACGGAUGGCCGUCAUGCGUAAAGUCUCCUUUCUGCAUAGGAAAGACGUCCUUGGUGACUCGGAAGAGGAAGAUAUGGGACUCCUGGAGGUUGGUGUGACAGACUUCAAACCUCCAGCGCCAGAGCUGGGCCCCAUGCCGGAUGGCUUGAGUCCUCAGCAGGUGGUCCGGAGACACAUCUUGGGCUCCAUCGUGCAGAGUGAAGGCAGCUAUGUGGAGUCAUUGAAACGGAUACUCCAGGAUUACCGUAACCCACUCAUGGAGAUGGAACCCAAGGCCCUGAGCGUCCGCAAGUGUCAGGUGGUCUUCUUCCGCGUUAAGGAGAUUCUGCACUGUCACUCCAUGUUCCAGAUCGCCCUGUCCUCCCGUGUGGCCGAAUGGGACUCCACUGAGAAGAUUGGGGACCUCUUUGUGGCCUCAUUCUCCAAGUCCAUGGUCCUAGAUGUAUACAGCGACUAUGUGAACAACUUCACCAACGCCAUGUCCAUCAUCAAGAAGGCCUGCCUCACCAAGCCAGCAUUCCUCGAGUUCCUCAAGCGGCGGCAGGUAUGCAGUGCGGACCGAGUCACCCUCUACGGGCUGAUGGUGAAACCCGUUCAGAGAUUUCCACAGUUCAUCCUCCUGCUCCAGGAUAUGCUGAAGAACACUCCUCGAGGCCACCCUGACAGACUGUCGCUGCAGCUAGCUCUCACGGAGCUGGAGACGCUGGCUGAGAAGCUGAAUGAACAGAAGCGGCUGGCCGACCAGGUGGCAGAGAUCCAGCAGCUGACCAAGAGUGUCAGUGACCGCAGCAGCCUCAACAAGCUGUUGACCUCUGGCCAGCGGCAGCUGCUUCUGUGUGAGACCCUGACGGAGACGGUGUACGGAGACCGUGGGCAGCUGAUCAAGUCCAAGGAACGCAGGGUCUUCCUGCUCAACGACAUGCUGGUCUGUGCCAACAUCAACUUCAAGCCCUCCAAUCACAGGGGCCAGCUAGAGAUCAGCAGCCUGGUGCCUCUGGGGCCCAAGUACGUGGUGAAGUGGAACACAGCGCUGCCCCAGGUGCAGGUCGUGGAAGUGGGUCAGGACGGCGGUGCCUACGACAAGGACAACCUGCUCAUCCAGCACGCUGGCGCCAAGAAGGCCACGGCUGCAGGGCAGGCCCAGAACAAGGUGUACCUGGGCCCGCCGCGCCUCUUCCAGGAGCUACAGGACCUGCAGAAGGACUUGGCAGUGGUGGAGCAGAUCACCCUGCUUGUCAGCACCCUGCAUGGCACUUACCAGAAUCUGAACACAACUGUGGCCCAAGACUGGUGCCUGGCCCUGCAGCGGCUGAUGCGAGUGAAGGAGGAGGAGAUCCACUCUGCCAACAAGUGCCGCCUGAGGCUACUGCUGCCCGGGAAGCCUGACAAGUCUGGCCGUCCCAUCAGCUUCAUGGUGGUCUUCAUCACACCGAACCCCCUGAGCAAGAUUUCCUGGGUCAACAGGUUACACCUGGCGAAGAUUGGCCUCAGGGAGGAGAACCAGCCAGGAUGGCUGUGUCCCGAUGAGGACAGGAAAACCAAAGCCCCGUUCUGGUGCCCCACCCUGGCCUGCUGCGUCCCUGCCUUCUCCUCCCGAGCCCUCAGCCUGCAGCUUGGGGGUCUGGUCCACAGUCCUGUCAACUGUCCCCUGCUGGGCUUCUCAGCUGUCAGCACUUCCCUUCCACAGGGCUACCUCUGGGUUGGAGGUGGGCAGGAGGGUGCUGGUGGCCAGGUGGAGAUCUUCUCCCUGAACCGGCCUUCGCCACGCACCGUCAAGUCCUUCCCGCUGGCAGCCCCCGUGCUCUGCAUAGAGUACAUUCCGGAUCCGGAGGAGGAGGCUGAGGCUGCGGAGGAGAGCCGGGUGGCUGCUGAUCCCUCCGCUGCAGUGCACCCCACCGUCUGCCUCGGGUUGCAGGAUGGCAGCAUCCUGCUCUACGGCAGUGUGGACACUGGUACCCAGUGCCUGGCAACCUGCAAGAGCCCAGGCCCGCAGCCCGUGCUCUGCCUGCGGCACAGUCCCUUCUACCUGCUUGCCGGCCUACAGGACGGGACCCUUGCUGCCUAUCCUCGGACCAGUGGUGGAAUUCCCUGGGACCUGGAGAGCCCUCCCAUGUGCUUGACUGUGGGCCCAGGGCCCAUUCGCACACUACUGAGCCUGGAAGAUGCCGCAUGGGCCAGCUGUGGCCCAAGGGUCACUGUCCUGGACGCUGCCACUCUGCAGACUCAGCAAAGCUUCGAGGCACACCAGGAUGAGGCGGUGAGUGUAACGCACAUGGUGAAAGCGGGCAGCGGUGUCUGGAUGGCCUUCUCUUCUGGCUCCUCCAUCCGCCUCUUCCACACUGAGACCCUGGAGCAUCUUCAAGAGAUCAACAUUGCCACCAGGACCACCUUCCUCCUGCCAGGCCAGAAGCACCUGUGUGUCACCAGCCUCCUUAUCUGCCAGGGUCUGCUCUGGGUAGGCACCGACCAGGGUGUCAUUGUCCUGUUGCCUGUGCCCCGGCUGGAGGGCAUCCCCAAGAUCACAGGGAAAGGCAUGGUGUCUCUCAAUGGUCACUGUGGACCUGUGGCCUUCCUGGCUGUGGCCAUGAGCAUCUUGGCCCCUGACAUCCUGCGGAGUGACCAGGAAGAGGCUGAGGGGCCUCAGGCUGAGGAGGACAAGCCAGAUGGACAGGCUCAUGAGCCAGUGCCUGCACCUGAUAGCCACACAGGCCGAGAGUUGAGCCGCAAGAAAGGCAUCCUGCUUCAAUACCGCCUGCGCUCCACGGCCCACCUCCCCGGGCCUGUGCUGUCCGUGCGGGAGCCGGCACCCACAGAUGGCUCAGCUCUGGAGCAUAGUGAGGAGGAUGGCUCCAUCUACGAGAUGGCUGAUGACCCUGAUGUCUGGGUACGCAGCCGGCCCUGUGCCCGUGAUGCCCACCGCAAGGAGAUCUGUUCUGUGGCCAUUAUCUCCGGUGGGCAAGGUUACCGACACUUCGGCAGUGCUCCCGGUGGCCUGAGUGGGCGGCCUGCCCCGUGCAGCGAGACGGACAGUACACUUCUUAUCUGGCAGGUGCCCUUGGCUCUAUAGCUAUCCACCCUGUCCAUCCGGAGGUCGUCACAGGGCAGCUGGACCGCUGGAGACAUGCUGGGACCUUUUUUGGCCCACCUGGAUUCCCCCCAGGGACUUGUACAGGCCACAAGACGGGCCUGGAUUCUCCACUGAGGCCUUGAAGAGCAGAGGAAAACCUUUGAAAACAAAAAUUCAGAAUGUUUUGGGGAGGGGUUUUAGGGUCAUGGGGUAUGGAAGGACACACUUGGAGAAUAUGGCCUUUUUGUUUUGUUUUGGUUUUGAAGCAAAAAAACAUAAAACCUCACCACUGCCUGCUAAACCCAGAACCUUUUGUUGGGGCUGAGUGAGGCUCGGAGGUGGCCGUGCCCCUCCAGGAAGGAUGUAUGUGUGAGUGCCUGAGCAUGUGGACUGGCGUGUGAAUAUAUAUAUGAAUACGUAUAUACGAUGUAUAUUAUAUGUGUAUAAAUACAAUCUGUACAUAAUGGGUCUCUGGGAGAUGCUGGAAUAAAAGGCAAGAGAUA
Peromyscus californicus insignis is the source of this 4605-nucleotide messenger RNA. It is a transcript of the gene Arhgef10l, whose product is annotated as Rho guanine nucleotide exchange factor 10 like. NCBI's taxonomy places the organism in Eukaryota, Metazoa, Chordata, Mammalia, Rodentia, Cricetidae. Gene Ontology annotation, molecular function: protein binding; guanyl-nucleotide exchange factor activity. The transcript is spliced from 30 exons. The record is from RefSeq and is a predicted model, not a curated record. Gene Ontology annotation, cellular component: cytosol. Gene Ontology annotation, biological process: SREBP signaling pathway; actin cytoskeleton organization; positive regulation of stress fiber assembly. The coding region runs from base 260 to 4102 and encodes 1280 amino acids.